Molecule: messenger RNA, 1598 nt
Organism: Ostrea edulis (European flat oyster)
Lineage: Eukaryota; Metazoa; Mollusca; Bivalvia; Ostreida; Ostreidae
Exons: 3
Coding region: 590-1480 (296 amino acids)
Source: RefSeq, a predicted model, not a curated record
GCUGUACUCACUUGUGUGCUUGAGCUGUUUUCUUAUAUUCAAUGAUGUAUCAGAAAAUAAUCACGCCAAUCUUUUCCUACUCCAAAUAAAGAAUUACAGAGAUGGAAACGAAUUGGCAAUUAUUAAUAUUCCAACAUGUACAAGAAAGAUAGACAGAGUCAAGGCACUACAAACCAAGGAGCGUUCCUGAACAAACCCUUCACGCUUGUUUUUUUUAAAGUUCACCUGAGGUGAAUCAUGUGAUAUGAGUGCCGAUAGACAAUUGAUUAUGAGAAAUAUGUCGAAGUUGAAAGAUGUGGCCGAUGAUAGAAAUGCACGAAGAGGGAUACUUGUAUACGGUAGAAAAGAUCGCAAUGCAGUGGAAAUUGACAAAUUCUGGGAGAACCAAUAAAUGUUAUUUGAUUACACAGCUGAAUACAACUACACCGGAAGAACGAUGACACAGGAUAGACUAGAAGAAGAGCUGCAUAUAGAGGACUAAAUGGACCUGCGUGCAGAAACCACCUAAGGUAAGGUAACACAUUCAUCCUUGCGACUAAACAAAAACAUACUGUGCACUUGCUUGGAGGCGAUACGUUAGAUAAAAGUAAUGCAAAUGGAAAAUCAAAAGACCAUUUCUGGAAAUGUUUUCUGUUCUAUGGCAGACGACAAUGAUUUGAAAAAUGACUAUGUACCUUAUGAACAGGUUAAGGACACCAUCUUGAAAAUUGAAUUUUUAAAAGCUGCUAAUGCAAAUAUUUCUUCAUUCCUGCCGUCAUGGGCUGAUGAUGAAUAUUUCAUGCAGUUACACAAACCGAAGAAAAUAAAGAAGAGAAAUAUGUUUGAGAUAAGCAUGGAAACUGGAGAGGCAGUGCUGGAGAAAGAGCCAGAAAACAAGGCAAUCAUUGAGAGCGGACGGGCAAUACCAAAUGCAGAGAAUGGACCAAUCACACAUUCUGUUCCUGGGAUUAGUGGUGAAGAACUAAGAUAUAAAAACAGAGGAUUUUGGAGUAUAUAUCAUGAGCAUUGCGAUAAGGCAUGCGCAAUAGUUCUCCAAAAUAUAACAGUCCAGAAACUAGACCAGGAUGACGGCAGUGUUAUGGUAGAAAUAAAAAAUGUGAACACUUCAGAUGCGAACCAGGAUAUGGAAAAUGAGUGUUUACAGAAAUCUGUUAAAUCACAAGAGUUGAAACAGAAAACCAAGCCAGUCAAAAGUGGACUGGACAAACCUGGGGAGCUUACUGCAUUAGAAACAGAGAAAAUACAAAAGUUUAUUCCCCGAAAGCUGUUUCUAUCGAGUAUAGAAACCUUUAAACUUGCACCCGAUACCCAGGAUUCCACCAAGAACAAAGAAGAGGAGACCAAGCCCGUGAAACCAAGGCCUUUACCGUGUAGUUUCCUCUGCACCACGGGACUUACUCCUGCAGAAGAACCCCGUGUGGCGAGAACGCGGAGAACAUGGAGGGAUCGCAUUCUCGGAUUUUUUUUAUUUAAAAGAUAGACAUUCUGAAAAUUAUGAAGAUAGAAACGUGAUUUUAAAGGAUUUUUUGGUACUUUGCAAACGUAUUACGUAUGUUCAUGGUGUUCUGAUAUGGAUUAAAUUUGUUUUCAAACUGUUA